This is a messenger RNA of Entelurus aequoreus (snake pipefish), 3086 nucleotides long. Its product is annotated as zinc finger protein 658B-like. The transcript has 6 exons. The coding region runs from base 763 to 3030 and encodes 755 amino acids. NCBI's taxonomy places the organism in Eukaryota, Metazoa, Chordata, Actinopteri, Syngnathiformes, Syngnathidae. The record is from RefSeq and is a predicted model, not a curated record.
GUGUAUCCCUGGCCCCGGCUCUUCCACUUGGGCCGCGACAUGGCGAUGGGGUAGUUCCUCCUGGGCAUGAUCAGCAAGCGGAUGACCUUCUCGAUUCCAUUCACGAUGAAGUAGCCUCCCAUUUCCUGGAAGAGAGACGCCGUGUCAUUCCUGAGGACGUACCUCUGCUUCCUCGUGGUGUUCCACCAGCUGUUUGGGCGACAUGCCGUGUAAGUUACACAGCUUGGACUUCACCAUGACGGGCACUUGACCCAAAGACUGCUUGAUGAUGCCUUUGGGAACGCCAUUGAUGGACCAGGAGCAUCUUCUUCCCCGACACUCUGCCGGGAACACCCUCAACUCCCUGCAGACGCUGCCUUUGGCGACCACAGGCUGGUUGAUGGCCACCUCCACGAACGCCAGGCUGAUCUUGUCAUUUUUCACCAUGAACUCCACAGACCCCUGUGAAAAAGCUCGACCCCCUUAGCUGCAGGAAUGGCGCUCUAAGAUGAAGGAAAAGCCAAAGCCCCCCUACAUUAAAGUCGAAGAUGAGGAGCUAGAGGCCCCCCACAUUAAGGUGGAAGAGGAGGAGGCAGAGACACCCCACAUUAAGGUGGAAGAGGAGGAGGCAGAGACCCUCCACAUUAAGGUGGAAGAGGAGGCGCACAGCUUCAGUCAAGGCCUAGAGAAGGUCCCAGUUGUUGGUGUCCCUGUGAAGAGUGAAGAUGACCAAGUCAAAGACGUCUGUGAAGAAGAGCUUAGCUGCAGAAGUGGAGUUUUAGAAUGGAUCAGGAGGAACCAAAGCCCUCCCACAUUAAAGUGGAAGACGAGGAGCCAGAGGCCCUACACAUUAAAGUGGAAGAGCAGGAUGCAGAGACACCAUACCUUAAAGUGGAAGAGGAUCAGCCAGAGGCCCCUCACAUUAAAGUGGAAGAGGAUCAGCCAAAGGCUCCUCACGUUAAAGUGGAAGAGGAUCAGCCAGAGGCUCCUCACAUUAAAGUGGAAGAGGAUCAGCCAAAGGCUCCUCACAUUAAAGUGGAAGAGGAUCAGCCAGAGGCUCCUCGCAUUAAAGUGGAAGAGGAUCAGCUAGAGGCUCCUCACAUUAAAGUGGAAGAGGAGGAUGCAGAGGCCCCUCGCAUUAAAGUGGAAGAGGAUCAGCCAGAGACUCCUCACAUUAAAGUGGAAGAGGAGGAUGCAGAGGCCCCUCGCAUUAAAGUGGAAGAGGAGGAUGCAGAGGCCCCUCGCAUUAAAGUGGAAGAGGAUCAGCCAGAGACUCCUCACAUUAAAGUGGAAGAGGAGGAUGCAGAGGCCCCUCGCAUUAAAGUGGAAGAGGAGCCGCACAGCAUCAGUCAAAAGGUGCUUGGAGGUGUGGAGAAGUUCCCAGUGAUUGGUGUCCCUGUGAAGAGUGAAGAUGACCGAGACAAAGGUGGAAGUGAGGAGAAGAGGGAGGCGGAGCCUCCAAGCAGCAACUCGGCUCAACAAGUGAGGACAGAAGCUGAGGGAGACCACCGUGGAGCAGCUCAACAAGUGAGGACAGAAGCUGAGGGAGACCACUGUGGAGCAGCUCAACAAGUGAGGACAGAAGCUGAGGGAGACCACUGUGGAGCAGCUCAACAAGUGAGGACAGAAGCUGAGGGAGACCACUGUGGAGCAGCUCAACAAGUGAGGACAGAAGCUGAGGGAGACCACUGUGGAGCAGCUCAACAAGUGAGGACAGAAGCUGAGGGAGACCACUGUGGAGCAGCUCAACAAGUGAGGACAGAAGCUGAGGGAGACCACUGUGGAGCAGCUCAACAAGUGAGGACAGAAGCUGAGGGAGACCACUGUGGAGCAGAUCAACAAGUGAGGACAGAAGCUGAGGGAGACCACUGUGGAGCAGCUCAACAAGUGAGGACAGAAGCUGAGGGAGACCACUGUGGAGCAGCUCAACAAGUGAGGACAGAAGCUGAGGGAGACCACCGGGGCGCAUCUCAACAAGUGGGGACAGAAGCUGAGGGAGACCACUGUGGAGCAGCUCAAGCAGAUGACAUCUCAGCUGCAGAAGUCUGUAAAGAAAAGCUUACCCCCCCUGAGCUGCAAAAGUGGAGCUCAAGAGUGGAGCAUGAGGAGCCUCAUCCCCCCCUUAUUAAAGUGGAAGAGGAGGAGACAGAGGCCCCCCUCCACAUUAAAGUGGAAGAGGAGCUACACUGCAUCAGUCAAGUCCCGGUGAUUGGUGUCCCUGUGAAGAGUGAAGGUGAUGAGGUUAAAGGUGAACGUGAGGAAAAGAGAGAGGUGGAGCCUCCAAGCAGCUUCUCAGCUCAGCAAAAGACAACAGAAUCUGAGGGAGACCACUGUGGAAGAGCUCGGGCAGAGAACUUCUCAGCUGCAGAUAUGUUGUCGCACUCUACUGGCGCUGACGAUGACGACUUAAAAGCUGACAAGACACGCUUUAAAUGCUCUCAGUGCGACAAAAGCUUUAGCCAGCGGUGUCAUCAGCGAAGACACACAAAAACACACACUGGAGAGAAACCAUUUCGCUGUUCGGUGUGCAAAAAAUGUUUUAGACGGAGAGAUGAGUUUAAAAUCCACGUGGAAAAACACACUGGGGGAAUAUCGUUUUCCUGUUCAGCCUGCGGUAAAAGUUUUGCACACAAAAGCAAACUAAAAAGACACAUGAAAACGCACUCCGGGAAGAAACCUUAUACAUGUUCAUUCUGCGGUCAGGAAUUCACUGCAAAGCAGAGCUUGAAAACACACCGAAGAAAACACACUGGGGAGAAACCCUUCUCCUGUUCAAUCUGCGGUAGAGGUUUUGCACGGAAUUCGCACUUGGUAAGACACGCACAAAUACACACGGAAGAGAAACCUUUUUUCUGUUCAGUCUGCGGUGUGGGCUUCAGAAGAAACCAUUAUUUGCUCCAACACAUGAGAAGACACACCGGUGAGAAAGCGUUCAGUUGUGGUGUGUGCAAUGCAAGGUUCUCUUAUAAGUACCAGGCUAACAACCACAAGUGUGCAGGAGCAGUGGGGGGGAAGAAAAGCUGUGGGACUUUAAAUAAGCUGUCAACAUAAAACUCCAAACUACGGCCCGCAGGCCAGAUAGCGUCCAAAAUCCGGCCGCAGUUAGU